Messenger RNA from Momordica charantia (bitter melon), 942 nucleotides. RefSeq names its product protein CUP-SHAPED COTYLEDON 2. Gene Ontology annotation, molecular function: DNA binding. Gene Ontology annotation, biological process: regulation of DNA-templated transcription. NCBI's taxonomy places the organism in Eukaryota, Viridiplantae, Streptophyta, Magnoliopsida, Cucurbitales, Cucurbitaceae. The record is from RefSeq and is a predicted model, not a curated record.
AUGGAUGAUAGCGGCGGCGGCCACCGGAGGUCCGACAGCUACCUCCCGCCGGGAUUCCGGUUCCACCCCACCGACGAAGAACUCAUUGCCCAUUACCUCCUGAAGAAGGUCCUCGACUCCCACUUCUCCUCCCCCGCAAUCGCCCAAGUCGAUCUCAAUAAGUCCGAGCCCUGGGACCUCCCCGAGAAAGCUUCGAUGGGAGAGAAGGAGUGGUACUUCUUCAGCCUGAGAGACCGGAAGUACCCGACCGGUCUACGAACGAACCGGGCGACGGAAGCCGGGUACUGGAAGGCGACCGGAAAAGACCGGGAAAUCUUGAGCUCCAAAACCCGGUCCACACUGGCCAUGAAGAAAACCCUGGUUUUCUACACAGGUAGAGCCCCCAAAGGGCAAAAAACCAACUGGGUUAUGCACGAGUUCCGACUCGCCGGAAAAUUCGCUUACCAUUUUCUCUUCGCCGCUUCCUCCAAGGAUGAAUGGGUGAUAUCCAGAGUUUUCAAGAAAAGCGGCUCCGGCGCCGGUGCCGCCCUGUGCGGCGGAGCAAUGAAGAAGUCUCAGCUGAACCCUGAACCGAGCUCGCCUUCCUCGGUGUCUCUGCCCCCACUUCUCGACUCAUCUCCCUACCCCUCCGCCGCCUUCACUGAACGUGACGGCUGCUCUCUCGACGACCCGAGAGAGCACGAGCUGCACGUGACCUGUUUCUCCACCAACAACAACCUUGCCGGCGCCGGCUUCCCCUCCGGCGGCGGCCUCGAUUUCUCCACCUCCGGCUUCCCGAGCCUCCAGUCGCCGUUCUUCUCCACCGUGGCUCCGGCGCCGCUGCAGCCGCUGACGCAUCUCCUCGCCGGCGGCACCGACUUUGAUGGGUGCGGCGGAGGUACGGCGGCGGAGGAGUCGAGACCAAUCGGUUUCGCUGACAUGGCUGAUACGUGGACCUUCUAA